AUGUCCUAUGCUGUGAAUUCUGUUUGUCAAUACAUGCCUGCACCUACUGAUGCACACUUUCAUUUGGUAAAGAGAAUACUUAGAUAUGUGCAAGGUACCUUUAAUUAUGGCAUUAGCUUUACCACUGGUCCUUGGGAAUUAUCUGUCUACAGUGAUGCAGACUGGGCAAUGGACAUUAAUACAAGGAGGUCUAACACUGGAUUUGUAGUAUUCUUGGGUAACAAUCUAGUUUCAUGGCAGUUUAAGAAACAAAGCUCCGUGUCUAGGAGUUCUAUAAAAGCAGAGUAUAAAGCCUUGGCCAAUACUUCUACAAACCUUGCUUGGGUGAGACAAGUGAGACAAGUGUUACAAGAUUUGAAAAUUUAUCUGCCUCAGCCUCCUAUGAUUCAUUGUGACAACUUAUCAGCAUUAACUCUUAGCUCAAAUCCUGUUUAUCAUUCAAGGAUUAAGCAUCUAGACAUUGAUUUUCAAUUUGUGCAGGAAAAGGUGCAAAAGAAAGACUUAAUUGUUCAGUAUGUACCUAUAGAAGAGUAG
This is a messenger RNA of Prunus avium (sweet cherry), 534 nucleotides long. NCBI's taxonomy places the organism in Eukaryota, Viridiplantae, Streptophyta, Magnoliopsida, Rosales, Rosaceae. The record is from RefSeq and is a predicted model, not a curated record.